Molecule: messenger RNA, 597 nt
Organism: Papaver somniferum (opium poppy)
Lineage: Eukaryota; Viridiplantae; Streptophyta; Magnoliopsida; Ranunculales; Papaveraceae
Exons: 2
Coding region: 1-597 (198 amino acids)
Molecular function (GO): zinc ion binding; nucleic acid binding
Source: RefSeq, a predicted model, not a curated record
AUGGCUUCUACGUCAAAGAAAAAAGAAGCAGUUUCAGAAGAAGUUCAUAUCCUAAACAACUAUGUUGAAGAACCAGUUACUUAUGUUGCUGCGGGUACUCCUUGGUCCGUGAAACAAGAUUUAAUGUUGAUAGAAAGAGGUAACGAAGAACUCUUAUUAGAAGAUUAUGAAUUCAUAUAUGUUGUCUUCGGUUUACACAUUUAUGGACUUCCAUUAAGUAUGUUGAAUGCUGUGAAAGUGUCUAGUAUUGUAAGCAUAUUUGGUACACCAGAACUAAUAGAUCCAGCAAUGGCUGCUAAAUGGGGUAAAUAUGCCAAAGUGAGAGUUAGAUUAGAUAUAAAAAAACCGCUACCAAAGGAUAUGGAGAUUACCCUGAAGUCCAAAAAGAAGAUUACAAUCACGUUCAGAUACGAGAAGGUGCCAAGAUUAUGUUUCCAUUGUGGUUAUUUCGGCCACAUAAUGAAACAGUGUCCUCACUUAUCCAAAAAACUGGAAGAGGAUACAUCCCUAAGUACAGAUGAUAUCAUGCAGAGAUUGAAUUAUAGAUCUUAUGCAAGAUACAAUGAAGAGAUACGGGCAUUCUACAAGAAUACAUAA